Molecule: messenger RNA, 1233 nt
Organism: Perkinsus marinus ATCC 50983
Lineage: Eukaryota; Perkinsozoa; Perkinsida; Perkinsidae
Product: Glycerol-3-phosphate transporter, putative
Exons: 1
Coding region: 1-1233 (410 amino acids)
Biological process (GO): transmembrane transport
Cellular component (GO): endoplasmic reticulum membrane
Molecular function (GO): transmembrane transporter activity
Source: RefSeq, a predicted model, not a curated record
AUGAAGGAUUACUAUGGGUACUCCACUACUUUCUUCGGGAUCAUGAAUACUCUAUUUAUGCUGUUUUAUGCAAUUGGUAUGUUUUUCACGGGACCAUUAGGAGACAUCUAUCAUCCAGUUAGGGUCUACUUCUUUAUGGCUGCGCUCUGUUGUGUCACUCAAAUCGUAUUCGGCGAUAUGGUCGAUGUGGCGACACAAGAAGGAUGGUAUUACUUCUACUACCUUUUGUGGAUUGUCAAUGCCAUUUUUCAGUCUGGCUGUUGGCCAGCUUCUGUUGUUAUAGUCGGGCAGUACUUCCUUCCUAAAUAUUAUGGUACAGUGUUCGGCAUCUGGUCCAAUAAUGCUAACGUGGGCAACAUCCUUGGUGCUGCUAUGUGCACUCUUAUGAUUGGGGUGUUUGGUAACGAGGCGUCGGUAGCGUGGCAGUUCUUCGGUCCAGCAGUGGUCCUUCUGGCUGUCUCCGCCUUGAUGCUUUAUUUCCUCCCCCGAGACCCGCAGUCAGUCGGUCUUGUUAUACACCCUGACAACGCUCUAGAGGAACCCCUGAGCCGCGAUCGAGGGGAAACUAACGAGAGUACGAGCGAAGUCGCUGCGGAAGAGACACUGAACUUUCUUGCUGCCUGGAAGGCGCCGGGCGUGCUGAUGUACUCUUUUUGCUUCGGCUGUAUCUCCGGCGUUAAUUACGCCAUGUUCUUUUGGUUGCCGCUCUACCUCACUGAGCAUGUUGGUAGGACCUCCGCCGAAGCCAAUGCUUAUGAUAUGCUUUUUAAUUUGGGUGUUAUUGUCGGUACUCUCGUAUUGGGGGUUGUUUCUGACUAUUGUACGGCCAAGUGCGGCGAGUCUUGUCGAGCUCCUCCUAUGUUUGGGUUCCUAGUGCUAGCCAUCAUCCCUAUCGCCAUGCUCCAGGCCAGCCGUCCUUCUACCAGCUUCCUCACAAUCACUGUCUUUACCUGUGGUUUUUUAGUAGGAUCAGUUGCGAACGUCCUCUCGAGUGUAGUGUGUGCUGAUCUCGGCCAUAAGAUGCCGAAGAAGGCAGUAGCUCAGGUGUCGGGUAUUAUCGAUGGUGUGGGAGCUAUUGGGGCCGCUCUGAUGCAGCUACUGGUGACAGUCAUCGCACAGUACUCCAGCUGGGGGUACGUCUUCAUUGUAUUGCCUGUUGCCUUGGCACUCAGUGCUGUCAUCCUGGCCAAGGUGGCCUAUGAGGAAACCAUCGAUCUGAUCAGACAUUUGUGA